Molecule: messenger RNA, 1227 nt
Organism: Aspergillus chevalieri
Lineage: Eukaryota; Fungi; Ascomycota; Eurotiomycetes; Eurotiales; Aspergillaceae
Exons: 2
Coding region: 1-1227 (408 amino acids)
Biological process (GO): alkaloid metabolic process
Molecular function (GO): transferase activity, transferring alkyl or aryl (other than methyl) groups
Source: RefSeq, a predicted model, not a curated record
AUGCAGCCUUUCCACACCCUCUCCCGAAUCCUUCCCUUCCCGGAUGCGACCCAAAAGGCGUGGUGGGAUAAGUUAGCUCCCAUGCUUUUGAAGGCUAUGCAAGCUCAAGGAUACGAUACCGAGGCCCAGUAUGCUCAGCUGGGCAUGGUAUACAAAUGUGUCCUGCCGUACCUCGGACAAUAUCCAACCGUCGAGAACGAUGCUACCCGCUGGAAGAGCUUCUUAUGCCCAUACGGCAUCCCCAUUGAGCCAAGCCUGAACAUCUCGCAAGGCAUUCUACGUUACGCAUUUGAGCCUAUUGGCCCCGAUGUCGGUACUGACAAGGAUCCUCAGAACAUGAACGUCAUUCAAGACUGCUUGAAGGGGUUAACGGACCAUGAUGACCGCAUCGAUACUACUUUGUAUGCCCAGUUUGCCUCGCGGUUAUUGCUCACCGAAGAGGAAUCGCAGCGGGCGGCCGCCACAGGGCAGUUCACCUUCAAGCCUGGGCAGGGCAUGCAUGGGUAUGCAGUAGACAUGAAAGGCUCACAGCCCAUGGUCAAGGGCUAUUUUUGCGUUGGCAUCAAGUCAGCUGUGACGGGGAUCCCGACUGGGAAAUUGAUGCUCGAUGCAGUCCGGGAAGUCGACACUGAAGGCAGAAUUACUGAGCCAUUGGACAAGCUGGAGGAUUACUACGGCAAUGCCUUGGGAAACUUGAGAUUAUGCUUCAUGAGCGUUGACAUGAUCGAUCCGCAGGAUGCUCGCACUAAAUUGUAUGGUCUCCAACAAGAGGUUUCCUUCGAAGGACUCGAGGAUCUCUGGACAUUGGGUGGCCGUAUCAAUACCCCGACAAAUCAAGAGGGCCUACAGCUGCUCCGAGAGUUGUGGGAUUUGCUGCAAAUUCCCCCUGGAGUGCGAGAUAUCGACGUUGACCACUGCUCAGUGGGCCAACCGCCCAAGUAUUUGCUGCCCAGCUUGGUCAACUGGACGUUCUUGCCCGGCCAUUCGGAUCCCAUGCCUCAGGUCUAUGUGGUACCGUUUGGCCUGCCGGAUGCGCACAUUUCGGACGCUUUGGUUACCUUUUUUGAGAGACGUGGAUGGACAGAUCUGGCGAGGAACUACAAGAGCAAUCUGGCAUCGUAUUUCCCAGACGUCGACUUUUCGCAGUCCCGCCACGUCCAGGAGGCCAUUUCAUUUUCGUUCCGGAAAGGCAAGCCAUAUCUGAGCGUCUACAUGUCCCUGUUUUAG